Dictyostelium purpureum is the source of this 1225-nucleotide messenger RNA. RefSeq lists its product as uncharacterized. The coding region runs from base 1 to 1176 and encodes 391 amino acids. Gene Ontology annotation, molecular function: protein binding. The transcript has a single exon. The record is from RefSeq and is a predicted model, not a curated record. Lineage: Eukaryota; Evosea; Eumycetozoa; Dictyosteliales; Dictyosteliaceae.
AUGGCACCACCAAAACCAAAUAGAGCAAAACAAAAUCAAAUUAAUAAAAAAAAAAAGUUUCAAGAGAGUGCCGCUAAAAAACAGGUAACAGCAGAACAAUAUAUUGAAGAGGGUGAAAAACAUGCAGCAACCUAUCAUUUCGAUAAGGCAUUAGAGUGUUUUAAAAAUGCAUUAAUAUUGGAACCAGAAAACACACUUGUUAUGGAUACUAUUGGUGAAAUAUUAUUGGAAUCAGGUGACCUCGAACAAGCCAAAAGCUACUUCUAUAAAUCGAUUCAAGUAAAUUCAGACGACAGUGCAACUAAAUAUAUGAAUCUUGGUCAAUUGGUAGGUGGCGAUGAUGCCCUCAAGUGUUAUAAUAAAGGUGUAGAAAUUAUGGAGCGUGAAUUAAAGAAAUUAAUUGCAUUGACACCAACAGGCGAAGAACAAAAUAAAGUACCAAAACCAUUAAAACCACAACAACUAGAUGAUGACAAUGAUGAAGAGAAAAUGGACGAUGAGGAGGAAGAAGAGGAAGAGGAAGAGGAAUCACCAAUUGCAAUUAUAAAAGCCCAAUUAUGCUCUGCAUUAUGUUCAAAAGCAGAGCUUUAUCUUACAGAUCAAUGCUUUGACGACGAUGCCGAAACUCAAUGCGAAACUAGUUUAUUAAAAGCAAUCGAAUACUCACCAUACUCACCAGAACCAUACAGUUUAAUGGCAUCAAUGAAAAUCAGUCAAGUUAAAAACACCGACGCCAUCCAAUACUUGAAUAAAUCAUACAGUCUUUGGGAAACAUCAGAUAUCGAUGAUCGUCCAGAAUUCGAUUAUCGUUAUAAUAUUGCAUUACUUUUUAUAGAGUUAAAACAAAAUAGAACCGCUGUAGAUAUUUUAGAACAAUUGGUAAACGAACAGGAUAAUAUAGCUGAGGUUUGGUAUACAUUGGGUGUCGUAUAUAAUAGUUUGGAUGAGCCUUUAUCCGCUCAAGAUUGUUUAUCCACUGCAAAAGAUCUUUUAAAAAUCACUAAAAUCAAAGACAGAGAAUUAGAAAAACUAGUUUCAGAUUUAUUAAAAAAGGUUGAAAAAGAUGUUUCAUUAUUACCACCAGAAGAAUUAAAUCAAUUUAACGAUGAUGAUGAUGAAGAUAAUCAAGUUGUUGCCGAAGAUGAAGAAGACGAAGAAAUGAAUUCAAAUAUAUAAAAAACAAAAAAAAUAAAAUAUAAAAACUAUUAAUUUUCUUUAUAUAUAC